AUGGCUCAGAAACCCUCGUAUAAUGCCAUUGAGGACUAUGGUUUGAUCGGGGACAUGCACACAUGUGCCCUGAUCAGCAAGGCCGGUAGUCUGGAUUAUAUGUGUUGGCCGGUCUUUGAUUCCCCCACGGUCUUCUGUCGUCUUUUGGAUGAGAAGAAGGGCGGCUUCUGGUCCGUGGAGCCUUCCAGGGCAAUGGUUGAUCCGCACAACAAACAGCGGUAUCUACCAUACUCGAAUCUGCUCGAAACACGCUGGACCAAUGAAGAUGGAGUCGUGACUCUGCUGGACUACUUCCCUGUGACGCCGAAAAAGCUGGCUCAGUCGGGCCGACUGCUCUCGGGCUACUGUCCGUGCAAUGAGCCCGGGGCUAACCGCUUCAAGUCGGGGCUGCAGCACUCGGGUGUGAUCAGAAAGAUCGAGUGUAUGCGAGGCUCUAUGGAGUUACAGGUGGAAGUGUUCCCGGCUUUUAAUUAUGCACGGGAUACGCAUAUCGCUCGUGCAAAAUUGGAAAAUGACUUGACCAAGCACCGGUGCCAGACUGUCCAUUUUGAGAGUGAGUCAGAGCGGCUGCAGCUCGAUAUCUUUGCCGAUUCGCGGGAGCCAGACAAGCUCGGGCUCCCCAAGGCUAAUUUCAGCAUUGAGGAGCGACCGGGGGGAAUGGGUCGCGGACUUGUGGCCCUGGUUCGCCUGUCCGAGGGACAAACUGUGCACUUCAUACUGCAUAGUCCCGAGAAGGCGGUGCCUGGCUCGGCUCUGAUGGGAGCAUAUUUGGGAAAGAUGGAGGAAGACACGUCUGACUACUGGACUGAUUGGACUCGCAAGUGUGCAUUCCGUGGACACUAUCGAGAGACGGUUGAGCGAAGUCUCUUGAUCUUGAAGUUACUCACCUACAAACCGACGGGAGCUAUCGUUGCAGCGCCUACAUUCUCACUCCCAGAAAAUGUGGGUGGUGCCCGCAAUUGGGACUAUCGAUACUCCUGGGUGCGCGACACAGCAUUUACACUGUACGUCUUCCUGAAAAUGGGAUACAGCCGAGAGGCGGAAGACUACGUGAACUUUAUCUUUGAACGGAUCUUCCCGCAUGCCGCACAGGACAUUGAGCCCGGAAGCAAGCGACCCUUCUUGCCGCUGAUGUUCACUAUCCGGGGCGAGUACGACAUUCCCGAACUGGAGCUGGACCACCUUGAUGGGUACAAGGGCAGCAAGCCCGUCCGCAUAGGUAACGCGGCUGUUUUCCACACGCAGCUCGAUAUCUAUGGCGAACUCUUGGACAGCAUCUACCUCUACAACAAGCACGGGAAUCCAAUCACGUAUGACCAAUGGGGUUCGAUUCGCCGUAUGGUGAAUUAUGUCAUUGGUGUGAGACACCAAAAGGACAUGUCCAUUUGGGAGAGCCGGGGCCAAAUCCAAAACUUCAUCUACUCCAAGGUCAUGAUGUGGGUAGCCCUGGAUCGUGGAAUCCGUUUGGCAGAAAAGCGAGCCAGUCUGCCCUGUCCAGACCGAUUCAAGUGGAUCCAAGUGCGAGAUGAACUGUACGACGAGAUCAUGGACAGAGGAUACAACGCUGAGCGCGGCCAUUUCUGUCAAAGCUACGAGAGCCGAGAGGUUCUUGAUGCGUCGAUUCUCAUCGCGCCGUUGGUCUUCUUCGUGGCACCCAAUGACCCACGAUUCAUCAGUACUCUCAAGCGCAUUCUGCAAAGCCCGGAGAAGGAGGGCCUCUCCAGUGCUAAGAUGGUAUUCCGAUAUGACCACCUGAAAGCCAAUGAUGGCGUUGGCGGAGGCGAAGGUGCCUUCAUCAUGGUUACCUUCUGGCUCGUCGAAUCAAUGGCCCGUGCCGCAAAGUACGAUGUCCCCAUUCCGAAUCUUUGGAAACUUGCGCUCUCGCAUUUUGACAAUAUCCUGUCUUAUUCGAAUCAUCUGGGCAUGUUUUCUGAAGAAGUGGCUAUCUCUGGUGAGCAGAUGGGUAAUACGCCCCAGGCAUUUAGUCAUCUGGCUUGUAUUAGUGCUGCUAUGAAUUUGGAGAGGUUGGGUCGUGAGGAGUAG
This is a messenger RNA of Penicillium cataractarum, 2043 nucleotides long. Its product is annotated as glycoside hydrolase family 15 protein. The record is from RefSeq and is a predicted model, not a curated record. Gene Ontology annotation, molecular function: hydrolase activity, hydrolyzing O-glycosyl compounds. Gene Ontology annotation, biological process: carbohydrate metabolic process. NCBI's taxonomy places the organism in Eukaryota, Fungi, Ascomycota, Eurotiomycetes, Eurotiales, Aspergillaceae. The coding region runs from base 1 to 2043 and encodes 680 amino acids. The transcript has 3 exons.